Messenger RNA from Diospyros lotus (date-plum), 2313 nucleotides. Its product is annotated as calmodulin-binding receptor kinase CaMRLK-like. Gene Ontology annotation, molecular function: ATP binding; protein binding; protein kinase activity. The coding region runs from base 131 to 2059 and encodes 642 amino acids. Gene Ontology annotation, biological process: protein phosphorylation. The record is from RefSeq and is a predicted model, not a curated record. The transcript has 2 exons. Lineage: Eukaryota; Viridiplantae; Streptophyta; Magnoliopsida; Ericales; Ebenaceae.
UCCUUUCUUUCUGUGUCAUUGCCACAAAGUGCCCGGAGCUGAAGGAGAAGCGCCUCUCUCUCUCUCUCUCUCCUUCUCUCUCUCUUUCUCCUCUCACUGUGGCAUGGGAAGCAAGUUCAAAGCUUAGGAGAUGGAGAUCCUCCUCAAGUUGAUCCCCUGGAUGCUCCUUUUGGCUUUUGCAGAAUGCUCAUGCAACAGUAGAGACCAAGAACUGGUUUCCAGGGCCUUCAGCUCCGUCUCCGGCUUCAACUCUUCCUGGUUUAUCUCUCCGCCGCCCAAUCCCAAAUCCAAUCUCAGUCUCCACUGUCCCCAUCCCCCAAUCACCCAAAUCAACCUCUCCUCCAAAAAUCUCUCCGGUGCUCUCUCUUGGGCCUUCCUCCGCAACAUGUCUUCCUUACGCACAAUCGAUCUCUCCAACAACUCUCUCCGUGGCUCCAUCCCCGGCUGGUUCUGGUCCAUCCAGACCCUUGUUCACGCCAAUCUUUCUAAGAACCGGUUCGGGGGAACCGGGUUCGAUCACGGUUCAGUCUUCCCUCCAUCUUCGUCCAUUCAGGUUCUCAGCCUCUCCUCCAACCGCUUCACCAACUUGGCCCGUUUUCCCCCUUUUCCGAAUCUCACAGUUCUUGAUAUCUCAUAUAAUGAUCUCAGGCUCUUGCCUUCUGGCUUCACCAACUUGUCUAAACUGCAACAUCUCGACAUCUCAAGCUGCAAAAUUUCAGGAAAUCCAAAACCCAUUUCGAAUCUUCGUUUUCUACGGUAUCUAGACGUUUCGAACAAUGAAAUGACCGGUUCUUUUCCUUUUGAUUUCCCCCCUCUGACGGGCCUCAAGUUCUUGAACCUCUCGUUCAACAGCUUCACCGGCCAAAUAACCCCUGCCUUGGUCCAAAAGUUUGGCAAAUCUGCGUUCGUUCACGCCGGCAAUUUCAACACUCCAAAGACCCAUAAAUCUUUCCGUCUGGUUCUAGCCUUAUCAAUUGCGUCGACGACUAUUAUUGUGGUGGGUCUGGCUGUUUUCGCAUGUUGCAUGUACAGGAAGAAAAAGAUGGCCACAAGACGCAGCAAAUGGACUGUCACAAUCUCUCAACCAAUCCAAUCCCUGUUCAAGAUGGAGAAAUCAGGGCCGUUGGGUUUCGAGGUCGAGUCAGGAUCAUCAUCAUCAUCAUCACCGGUCGUGAUGGUGGAGAAGCCAUUGAUGAAACUCACUUUCAAGGACCUGAUUGCGGCCACGUCGCACUUCGGGAAGGAGUCCCUAAUUGCAGAGGGCGUGUACAGGGCUGUACUGCCAGGUGAAAUGCAUGUGACCAUCAAGGUCAUUGAGCACGGCGCCGGAGCCGUCGAUCGGGAUGAAGCUGCGGCCAUGUUUGAAGACCUCGCCGGGCUGCGACACCGCAACCUGUUGCCGAUUUCCGGCUACUGCAUCCCAGGUAAAGAGAAGCUGGUGUUGCACGAGUUCAUGGCCAACGGCGACUUGCACCGGUGGCUUCACGAGCUGCCGGCCGGUGCACCCAACGUGGAGGACUGGAGCACUGACACCUGGGAACACAUGGACGGAGAAGGAAACGAACCCCACAUGUUCUCGCCGGAAAAGCUGGAAUGGCAGACGCGCCAUCGCAUGGCGAUGGGCAUUGCCCGGGGGCUCGCCUACCUCCACCAUGCUCGGUCCAAGCCGGUGGUUCACGGCCACCUCGUUCCCUCCAACAUACUGCUGGGAGAUGACUUGGAGCCCCGGAUCGCCGAUUUUGGACUGAGUCUUGACCGAGUUGGCGAGUCCACGGCAGAUGACGUGCACAGUUUCGGUGUAGUUUUGAUUGAGCUGCUGACGGGUCGGGCCGGGUCGAGGGAGACGGUUGGGUGGGUGAGGAGAUUGGUGAAAGAAGGAAAGGCGGCGGCCGUGUUGGACUCGAGGCUCAGACUCGGUGGUGGGCCGGUCAGUGAGAUGGUGGAGAGCCUCCGAGUAGCGUACUUGUGCACCGCGGAGUCGCCCGGAAAACGACCCACGAUGCAGCAGGUGGUGGGCCUGCUCAAAGACAUACAUGAUUACAUGGAAGAUCCAUUCUGAGGGAGAGGGAAAUUAUUUAGUAAAUCGUCGGGUCGGGUGUGAAUGGGUGUGCUUAUAUAUAAAAAAUUGAAGAUUUAAUUACAUUUACCCAUUCAUUCAAAUCUACCCUGAGAUUUAUUUAAUUUUUAGCCUACACUGAGUUGACUCAUCUCUUCAACUUUUCUUUUUUUGUAUUUUUGUUCUGCUAAAGGAAAAGCAAAAAAGAGAAAAAAAGAAAAGAAAAAGGGGUGGCAGAAUCCCACUUAUUGCUUGUC